Molecule: messenger RNA, 2572 nt
Organism: Zootermopsis nevadensis
Lineage: Eukaryota; Metazoa; Arthropoda; Insecta; Blattodea; Termopsidae
Gene: Cdk5alpha
Product: Cdk5 activator-like protein
Biological process (GO): axon guidance
Cellular component (GO): protein kinase 5 complex; growth cone; cytoplasm
Molecular function (GO): cyclin-dependent protein serine/threonine kinase activator activity; protein kinase binding
Source: RefSeq, a predicted model, not a curated record
GGAGGAGCGGUUUGGGCUGGGUUUUUGGGUUUCACCCCCGAGACUUGUGUCCGAGCCAGUUCCAGCAACACCGGAGGGGCACGAGACCCCAAGUCGUGUGGUGAAGUGAGAGCUUCCCGUCCGAAGUCAUCAGUUCGACACCAAUGUUCCGCGAAAAGCAGGCGUUUGUCGCAGUGACGUCACAACACAACUAUAUAUGAAUGUACGCUUUAGGAAAUAACGUUUGAAUAGACCAAGUAUCAGUUGUUGGUUUUUUAAGCGGAGGUGCGAAUUUUUGAAUAAAAGUGAAACUGUCUUAUAUUGAUUUUUUUUGGGGCGGCAGUCUUCACCCCCGCCCCCAAAGUCGCGUGAUCGAACGCAGUCGCCAUACUGAUUCAUGUUACAAACUUGAAAUGUUUUAGGUUACUGUAGAGAGAGAGAGAGAGAGAGGACCAUUGCACUGAUAAGCAGAGGCCCGCGUGUUUACUGUUAGGCUUCGCAUGACAUGAAGUGAUCUAGGCGAGGCAUUCGCAUUCAAAAAAUAGAAAACAAGGGGGGAAGCGACAGGAAACAGGACUGUGGUGCACCUAGAACAGUGCGUGACGUCAUACAGGUCCUUGUAUAACAGCAGAAUGUAGGAAUGUAACAAAUUUCAACUCAAUCCGGUUUUAUAUUUUGAAAAGAAUCGCAGUCCAAUUUCCGGGUGCUAACGUUUACGGAUUUGCGACUGUGAUUUUUCAAAGAAGGUGCAUGCAUUGAAUCUGUUCUCUCCACGUCGCGGUCGAUUUGUGGAAACUGAAGCCAUAACGAAUGUCUGAAAGCGAGAAGAAGUGUCGUCCCCUGCUGGCCGCCAUAUUGAUUCUACAAAUAUCAGACGAGACAGGGGGUCCAUCGUGCCGGCACCGUGGUUCUCUUGAAGGUGCUGUGCCAAGUGGUGGCAGCGACGUACUGCGGCGGUAAAAUGGGAACGGUGUUGAGCUUCAGCCCUCGCGAGAGGCGCCCUGUCUACACCAGCAACAGCGGUGGUGAGUUCACGCUCAACAACUUCAGCUACGAGCAACUUAACAACGCCAAGAACCGCGAGAACAAGGGCGUCACGGCGGCAGUCGGCGUCGCCAACAACACGACCAACCCUAACAACCACCACAACGCCACAAACAACCACAACAACAUCAACAACAACAACGAGAAUGCCAGAAUCAUCUCUGAGAAAAAUGCGCUUGAGAAGAACUUCAAGAAGCAUUCGCUGUUCAUCAACACGCUCAGCUGGAAGCGAUUCUCGACGACAAACAACAACAAAAAGAAGUUGGACAACAAGAACAAGAACCUGUCGGUCUUCCGACAGCCGCUGGUGGACAACAUCCACCCGCUUGUGGUGGACAAGAACAAAAACAUCCAGAAGGCGGCGGCCAUCUCCUGCUACUACCCAACCGCCAACAAGUCCUCGGCAUCCUCCACAACCAUCAGCACCAGCACCACGACGACGACGACGACGUCGGGUACGACCGCGGCCUCAGGCAGCCUCGACAUCGUCCGCGCCAACAACGCCAACAACAACACGAACCAGCAGUGCGACAAACUGGCGCCCAAGGCGGCGUUGCUGCCGAACCUGGCAGUGAGUCAGCAACAAGCACAGCCUCAGCACGGCCCGCCUAAGAAGACGGUGAUCCACGCAUCGACGUCAGAGCUGCUCAAGUGUCUGGGGAUCUACCUGCACUCCAAGUGCUACCGCCUCAAGGACUUCCAGGCCGGCGACGCCGUCAUGUGGCUACGGACCGUGGACAGGAGUCUGCUGUUGCAAGGUUGGCAGGACGUGGCGUUCAUCAACCCCGCGAACGUGGUAUUCGUGUAUAUGCUGGUGCGAGAGUUGGUCCACGAAGAUGACGUGGACUGCGAGCAGGACCUGCAGGCCGUCGUGCUAACCUGCCUCUACCUGUCUUACUCGUACAUGGGCAACGAGAUUUCGUACCCGCUCAAACCCUUCCUCGUGGAGGACAACAAGGACAAGUUCUGGGACCGCUGUCUGCUCAUCGUGAACCGGCUGAGUCACAACAUGCUACGCAUCAACGCGGAGCCCGGCUAUUUCACCGAGAUCUUCACGGAGCUGAAGGCGUGCGGAACCAACGCCGGCAUUACCACGAGCUGCGUGGGGGCGGCGGGCUCCACGGCAGCUUGACCGCCUUCCUCAACUUUCAUCGUCAGACUGACAGUAGCCAAGAGCACCGGCAGUCCCCACUGCAAACAGUAUGUUACCACCCUGUGACCGAGGUUCUUCGACAGGCCGACCGGGUGUUACCACUUUGAGACCCGGGCCGGGGAGAUACAUAUUCGUCGCCCCAACAGAAUAAUUUUGCGUCUGAAUAUCGUACUGCACGGACAUGUAGGUCUUGGUCUGAGAUAAUAAUACGGAACGCUAAUUUCUGCGUAUAGAAAAAUUAAAAUCCCCCCCCCCCACCCCGAAAUACAAGUGAUUACAUUUCUCAUCUCCACAUUUCCGCUGUAAAGGAAAUACUCUCCCUCAAAACCUACAUUGUCAUGAUUAAAUGGAUCUGCAGAUUGUGACAAUGUACACCCUAAUAUCCAUAAAUAAUUU